Messenger RNA from Fomitiporia mediterranea MF3/22, 2322 nucleotides. RefSeq names its product ribosome biogenesis ATPase RIX7. The record is from RefSeq and is a predicted model, not a curated record. Gene Ontology annotation, molecular function: preribosome binding; RNA binding; ATP hydrolysis activity. Gene Ontology annotation, cellular component: nucleus. The transcript is spliced from 8 exons. Gene Ontology annotation, biological process: ribosome biogenesis. NCBI's taxonomy places the organism in Eukaryota, Fungi, Basidiomycota, Agaricomycetes, Hymenochaetales, Hymenochaetaceae. The coding region runs from base 1 to 2322 and encodes 773 amino acids.
AUGGAGAUAUCAGGUAGAAGUGCGCUGAACAAGUCCAUGCAAGGGCUUUGGUCAACUCAGCGCCGAGGCAAAGUAAACUUGAACUCAUCUGUCGUUUCGGCACCUGCAAGUCCUCCUGGUACACCAAAAGUCGGUGAAUCAUCUGCAUCGACUAUCCCACCAAAAGAAGACCAAAAUGGCUCAGCCAUUUCAGCAGCCGAUAACCAAGCAUCCGUCGAACUAACUGAUGGGCAAUCGGAACCGCGUCCUCCAACUUCGGGCGUGAAGCGAAAGCUGCGACCCUCUCGUACUGCCAAUGCAGAAGAAGCAAGCAAGAGAUACAAGUCAUCCUUAUCUUCUAAAGACUACUCGCCUCCUUCUACUCGACUGUCAGACCUAGGCGGAGUGGAGGCUUGUGUGGAGAAAAUGUUGGAGCUAGUUGCAAUGCCGCUGUGUCAUCCCGAAGUGUAUCUACACACGGGCGUGCAGCCUCCUCGCGGGGUAUUGCUUCAUGGUCCUCCGGGUUGCGGCAAAACGCUACUCGCAAAUGCUAUUGCAGGAGAACUUGGCGUUCCGUUCAUUAGUGUCUCCGCGCCUUCAAUAGUGUCAGGAAUGUCAGGCGAAUCUGAGAAAACACUGCGAGAUACGUUUGAGGAGGCGAAAAAAAAUGCGCCUUGCUUGCUCUUCAUAGACGAAAUAGAUGCGAUCACUCCGAAGCGCGAAAGUGCUCAGCGAGAAAUGGAGCGCCGCAUAGUGGCUCAGUUUCUGACUUGCAUGGAUGACAUGUCGUGGGACAAGACAGACAAUAAGCCUGUGAUUGUGAUAGGCGCAACAAACCGCCCAGAUUCACUAGAUGCCGCUCUUCGCCGUGCAGGACGCUUUGAUCAUGAGAUUAGCAUGGGAGUUCCUGAUGAAGAAGCACGGGCACAAAUACUUCGUGUAUUCUGUUCGAGGCUACGGAUAGAAGGAGGCUUCGACUUUCAGGCCUUAGCAAAAGCAACUCCAGGCUAUGUUGGUGCUGACUUGGCUGCUCUGACCGGCGCAGCUGGUGUCAUUGCCGUCAAGCGCAUCUUUCAGCAACUGUCUGAUGGAACGAUUGUCCUUCCAGAGCCCGAUGUAUUGAAGGGUGCUGAGGAUGGUAUGGCGAUAGACAGCGGUGAUGCAAGCGGCAUGGUCUCGCAGACUGUCGACCGAGCGACUGAACCACUCAAGUUGUCGACAUUCACAAAUCUCCCUCAAUCUCUCCAAUCGAAUUCAAUAGUGCACUUCCUAGUUGCUCAUCCCAAUCCGCUAACUGAGGCGCAACUCACACCUCUAUUCAUCUCGUACGUAGACUUCACGCAAGCUCUGAAGCAAGUGCAACCUUCAUCAAAACGGGAAGGCUUUACAACAGUGCCGGAUGUGACUUGGGCAGACAUUGGAGCAUUACAUACAAUACGGGAGGAACUGCAUAUGGCAAUUGUCCAACCAAUUCGACGACCAGAACUGUUCAAGCGCGUUGGCAUCUCCGCACCAUGUGGAGUGUUAUUAUGGGGUCCGCCAGGAUGCGGGAAAACUCUCUUAGCCAAAGCCGUAGCGAAUGAAUCGGGAGCGAAUUUCAUCAGUGUCAAAGGACCCGAGUUGCUUAACAAGUACGUAGGCGAAAGUGAAAGAGCCGUACGUCAAGUUUUCGCGAGAGCACGCGCCUCGUCGCCAUGUGUCAUCUUCUUUGAUGAGUUAGAUGCUCUCGUACCUCGGCGUGAUGACAGUCUUUCCGAGUCCUCUGCGCGAAUGGUCAAUACACUUUUGACCGAGCUUGAUGGGCUGGACGAACGGCGCGGCGUGCAUGUGAUCGGUGCCACCAACAGACCAGACAUGCUCGAUCCAGCGAUGUGCCGACCCGGAAGGCUCGACAAAUUGCUGUACGUUGACCUACCAACUGCAGAUGAGCGGGUCGAAAUCACCCGGACCGUUUCCCGCACGGUACCGCUUGCAGGCGGUGAUGAGGCUAAGGUGGCUCUUGGAGCGCUUGUUCGGGAGCGGUGCGAAGGCUUCAGCGGCGCGGAUUUAAGUGCACUUGUGCGUGAGGCGGGCGUGAAUGCUUUGAGACGUGCGGUAUUCAAACCUACUGGCGACGACAUGGAUGCGACCACGGAGAGCGAAGACGUUAACGUAUCUCUUGAUGACUUCCGCCUUGCCCUUACAAAACUCGGACCAAGCGUUUCUCAAGUUCAGCGGAAGAAGUAUGCUGCCAUGCGGAACAAGUUCGCGGGUAUGUCAUUGCGAUUCACCAAGGGUGUAGAAGCCGAUGCAGAUGAAGUGCCAAAUGAAGUUGAGACUACAGAUAGCUCUCAUAAAAUCUAG